AUGGUGACACUUAUCACAGAGCAGCUCCGAAAGCAAAGUUUGGAAGAACCUUAUCACAAGGCUUUCAAUGUCAAUGUGACACUACCUGCUUUAGGCUCAAGCCCCACAAUCUCCUGGAGUGCAUGCAAAUCCACGCAAGAAAGUAGCAUUGCUACACAGCCAUUAUUAAAAGCCAAACCUCUGGAUGCAUCAUGUGCACUGGAUUCCACGUUGCCUUACCUAGUGGCAAAACCUCACCAUGGACCUGAGGCUUCCAUCACUUUACAGAGCUCCCCUCCACCACCCCCUCCAAAACGCCACUGCCGCUCCCUCUCUGUUCCGGAGGACCUUUCUCAAUGCCGCUCCACAUGGCAUCCAAGCGCAUCCAAAGUUUGGACCCCAGUAAAACGUGCCAGUCAAAGUAUAGGAACGUCUCAAUUAGGCUUAGUUGCCAGCUCGUUGCCUCCUUGUGGCCCUAGGACCUUCUAUAAGUCGUCCUCCCUACAUUCCUCCUCGAGUCCUCCUUUCUUUAGCUUAGCAUUAUCUGCUGACUCUCCACUGUCAUGGAACUUUCCAUGGGACCCACGUGACUCACCCAAAACGGCCUGCUCUUCAUUUGCCACCCCAUCCUCCUGCUCCUCAUCGCCAACUCCUCUCGUUGGUCCCUCAGUACUACACCGCCGCUACUCGUUAUCGCCUUUGCAAGUUCUGAACACGUCCGUGCUCUCCCACCAUCCUCAGCUAGCCCACACUUGUGCUCUGACACAUGGCUAUUCCAGUAUGGAGUGCCCAGCUUUGUCUCCUUCUCCUACUUCAGCCUGCAGCACCCCAUCCUCCUCGCGACGCGGCCUACAUCGGGCACUACCCCGGUGCCACUCGCAGCCCUGUGACAUGCGCAAACCUCGUUUGAAAAGGCGCCAUGACCCAGAUGUGUUACCUGGCCCGAGGCCAGGCCUUAACUUCAGCAAGAUGACACAAAUUGGCAAUGGAGAAGCCCUAUUUUCAGGUUGCAUGACUCCGGUGCAUUCCCAAAUAGAGCAGAACUCUGCGCCGUCUCCUGUGGAGUUCCUUGGUCGAGUCAGCAUCAGACCGCGGAGUGAAAGUGAAGAGGAGGACGAAGAUGAUAAAAUGAAAAGAACCGUGACGCCUGAGGCCCAUUUGCUUUUUGAAAGAGACUGCACAGAACUGGACUUGAACCUCAUUGAAGAAAACUGA
Messenger RNA from Nerophis lumbriciformis (worm pipefish), 1194 nucleotides. Lineage: Eukaryota; Metazoa; Chordata; Actinopteri; Syngnathiformes; Syngnathidae. The record is from RefSeq and is a predicted model, not a curated record.